CAUAACAUGCGCAGAACUUGACAGUUUCAAACGAUCGCUGCAUUUGUCAGGUUAUAUGCGAGAAUUUACAAGUUUUUAAUAUAUAUUAACAAAAACAAUGUAUAUAAGUAACAUACAACGGAAGGAAAACAUUCGAACUGUAGCUUUAAAAUAUCUGCGUAAACAUGGAAUCAAGUACAGAGCAAAAAAACGCCCGUCGGGAUUUCUCCAGACAAGGGCUUCAGAAACUAAAAAGUUCGGGGUGCCGCUUAGUGAACUUGAAGUUAAAACAGUUACACUCAUAAAUGGUGAACAAAUAGUUGUACCAAAGAUCCUCUGUGACAUGGUACACUUCAUACGAAAUGAUAUUGGACUUGAGGGUGUCUUUCGUAAAGAAAGCACAAAUAAAAAAAUUAAGGAACUUAUUAAUCUAAUUGAGAAGAAUGCUGAUAUUCCCAGUGAAUAUUCUGUAUAUGAUAUGGCAGUUGUGCUUAAAAGGUUUCUUAGAAACCUUCCAGAGUCUCUUAUUCCAGAGAAUUAUCGUGACAUGUUUCUUCAAUGUAUGGAUCUGGAAAACAAAAAAUAUUUAAUAAUGUUGGCAUGUUUGUUACUUCCCUCAGAGAGUGUCAAUGUGCUUGCCUAUUUAAUGCCGUUUCUUCAAGAAGUUAGUCACCAUGAACUGACAAACAAAAUGUCUCCUUAUAAUUUGGCAAUAGUAUUUUGGCCAUGCAUAAUUCCUCAGACGGAUAGAUCAUUAGACUCACUAGAUGUUAAAAAAUUAUGUGACAUUGUACAAUUGCUGAUUGGAAAUGCUGAUAAUAUAGGUAUAAUACCAGAUUAUAUAAUAAACGAAGUGGGCAAGGAAGAAAACGUGAGAAAGCGAAGAAGUGGAUCUCUAACAAGAAUGUUUAGCGGAUUAAGGAAAAUGGUGGUUAACGGUAAAGGUACCCAUGGGGGUGAUCAACAAACUGAAAGUCACUUGGUGACACCAGACCUCUUAAUAACACCUUCAAUAGAUAGAUCUAGAAACAAGAGACGACGUAUAGACGAAUCGGAAGGACUCUCUGCUAGGAAAAAGCGUGAAGUUCUCGAUAAACUUCCAAAUGCUGCACUGUUGAGCACUCCCUAUACGCCCAGAACCAUCCAAAGGACGCCGGUGUCGCGCAACCCUAAUCCAAAAAGUACAUUUACAUCAUCAAUGGACAACAUCCUUGUUAAUCAAGAAAUAAAGGAGAAGAAAUCUCUAUGGUUCCAUAGGAGCAAAAGCGUAAAGAAUCUUAAGGAUGACACGGAAGAGGAAUUGAAAGAUAAGAUAAGACAUAGCCUAGGACCACGAUCCAUGUUGGAAAGAAGUUGGUCGCAAGUUAGUCAUGUAACUAGCUUUCGAAGGAAAAAACGUAAUUCUUGUUUAGGUUUGACUUCGCAAGCGACUUCAACAAUAGAUGUGCAGACAGAAACCGAAAAAGUUACUAAACCUGAAGAUGAAGAAGCGGCGGAAGAUCCUGUUUAUUUGCGAGUUUCGAAGAAGGAUUACGAGAAAAUUCAAAACAGACUGAGUCAUAUUGAAAGACAAUUAUUAGUAGAACUAGAUAAUGCGCAGUCCCGUCAGGAAGUACUGGAAAAUGAAAACAACUUGAACAGCCAAGCUGAUAAGAAUAUUGAGAAUGUGAUCACUGCUUAUGAACAGACCCUUGAACAAUCAGAGCCCAUGAGUCUGACCACAGAUCAAUUAGCCAGGCGACUGAGCAGAGAACUGAGAAUUAGAUCUAAUAGUGAACAUAAAAUUAUAAGGUCCCCUAGUGCAAGAAAAAUCGGCACAUUACGUAGGCGAUCUCGUGAAUUGGAGAAGAAAAAUCAUAAGAAAGUUGUCAGACAUCAGUCAUUGAAUGAAACCGGUUCAACAAUGAUACCUAGAGUUCAACUAAGAAAAUCUAAGGACGAGAGUUUCUCCGAAAGACCGGCUGAAGUACAUAAGCCUGUAACCAGAUCUUCAUCAUUUCAAACAGUAAUCGGAAGCAAUAAUUCAAGUCAAAUCUCCUGUAACACAUCAGGUAGCUCCGUCAAUAAUUGGGUGUGCGCCGAUACUUAUUUUAAGACACCCGUCAACGAGGCAAAUACACUUUCUGUCAAUGGUCGGGCCUCAGUUGCCAAAUUAAGAAGCCAAAACGCAGGAAUGGUUCUUGCAAAGGCUAGAUUGUUUGACAAUUUGCAAGAUUCAGACUCGUCACUGGGUUUGUCCAAAGGUCAGCCGCAGCGGACGACAGAACAGUCGAAACCCACUGUUAAUAAGAUCGGUGCCCCACGUACUACACAUGAUAACAGAAUGUCGAGCCGUUUAAGAAGUCUUCGACUAGAUGAAAAGAAAAAGAGUACUUCCCCUAGAAGAAGGAAUGUUAAUGUCAGUCAGAGGCAGCGUUUACAGAUGGCUAAACAACAAGUUGAACAAAAAAACAAAGAAAACACAGGGGAUGAAAGAGAAUGCGUCACGCCACUGAGAAUUCCAGGUAAUGUGAAUUCUUCUAAGUCCACACCGAAAAGUAUGCCACACAUAAAAAGGAACAUUAAUGUUCGAUCACCCAAAAGACUUUGUAGGACACCUAUACGUGUUGACAGAAAAACACCACUAAAAGUUUUAUCUAUUUCAGGUAAUGAGAUCUAGUUAUAGGAGUUCAGUUAGACUUUGUAUGUACUUAUGAUACAUACAUCAUUUUAUUUAAAUUUAUAUAUUUUGUAUAUACAAUAAUUUAAUUUUAGCUUUGAGACGAUUUAUAUAUUUUUUAAUUUUUGAAUUGUUUCAUUACUUCUUUUCUAAUAAAAUUCCUGUUACACAA
This is a messenger RNA of Aethina tumida (small hive beetle), 2810 nucleotides long. RefSeq lists its product as uncharacterized. The transcript has 9 exons. The record is from RefSeq and is a predicted model, not a curated record. Gene Ontology annotation, biological process: signal transduction. Bases 98 to 2638 code for a protein of 846 amino acids. Lineage: Eukaryota; Metazoa; Arthropoda; Insecta; Coleoptera; Nitidulidae.